Solanum stenotomum is the source of this 667-nucleotide messenger RNA. RefSeq lists its product as uncharacterized. The transcript has 4 exons. Gene Ontology annotation, biological process: protein stabilization; negative regulation of apoptotic process. The record is from RefSeq and is a predicted model, not a curated record. The coding region runs from base 137 to 469 and encodes 110 amino acids. NCBI's taxonomy places the organism in Eukaryota, Viridiplantae, Streptophyta, Magnoliopsida, Solanales, Solanaceae.
CUUUCCCCAAGCCCAAUACCAAAAUCAGGCCCAAGUGAAUAAGCAAAAUUCUUUAGGGCUCCAAUUAACACUUCACACAAUUUGGUAAAAACUCUCUGAAACUGAAUCGGAAUCGGAGCUGAGAGAGCAAGCAACAAUGGAGGCCGGAGACGAAGCGCUUGAGAUGGUGGUAGACUCAAAGGACUUGCAGCAGCAAAGCAAAGCUCUAGAUAAGCUCACUGACCAUGUCGAAGAUCGUCAGCUUGAUUCCUCUCGUGUUCAAACGGCUAUGGCUUCAAUUUAUGCAUCUAAGGAAGCUGAUCUUCAAGCUAUGAGACUGAGGGAAAAAGAACUAGCUGCUGUUAAGAUUAAUGCUGCUGAUGUUGAUAUAAUUGCAAACGAACUAGAGGUGGACAAGAAGGUUGCUGAAAGGACUUUGAGAGAGCAUAAAGGUGAUGCUGUAGCUGCAAUAAGGCAUUUGCUCAACUAGUACAACAACUACAACGCCUCAGUCCCAAAUAAAUUGGGGUCGGCUAUAUGAAUAGUACCGGGGAUUUUUUCUGUUGAUUCUGAGAUGUACUAGCAAAGAGACUACUAAAUGUUCAUGCUAUAUAUGUAACUUUGAUCUGUUGACGCUGCUUUUCAAUUAUAUUGGUAAUUAAUUGCUACUAUCGGAGUUAAAAAUUAG